AUGGGCUCCAAUCGAGCACAGGACACGAAUACCCCUACGAAGAAGCCAUACCAAAACCUCCGUAUCUCACCCUCUUCAUCCUCCACAGAGUUCGGAGCAGCGUCCAUAGCAGCCGGCGCCCUCUUCUUCGCUCUCGGUGUCAUGCUCCUCCUCGACAAGGGCCUCAUGGCCGUCGGCAACAUCCUCUUCCUCCUAGGCCUCCCCCUCCUCCUGGGCCCGACGCGCACAAUUGGCUUCUUUUCCCGCGCCGACCGACGGCUAAGCACCGCGUCGCUUCUCACCGGCAUCGUGCUCGUCCUCGUCAAAUGGCCGUUUGUGGGGCUGGUGUUGGAAGGGGUUGGGGUUGUGAAUCUGUUCGGCCCGUUCAUUCCGACGAUCUAUGGCUUCGUCCGCGGGAUCGUAGGCCGCUACGUCGGCGUAUGA
This is a messenger RNA of Fimicolochytrium jonesii, 423 nucleotides long. Its product is annotated as Golgi transport protein-like protein. Bases 1 to 423 code for a protein of 140 amino acids. Gene Ontology annotation, cellular component: Golgi membrane; COPII-coated ER to Golgi transport vesicle; Golgi cis cisterna. Gene Ontology annotation, biological process: endoplasmic reticulum to Golgi vesicle-mediated transport; retrograde transport, endosome to Golgi. Lineage: Eukaryota; Fungi; Chytridiomycota; Chytridiomycetes; Spizellomycetales; Powellomycetaceae. The record is from RefSeq and is a predicted model, not a curated record. The transcript is spliced from 3 exons.